AUGAAGCGCGUCGGGGAUUUGGAGCACACCAUGGCUCCUCCUCACAGCGCGACUGCUACAGGAAAGCAGCACGAUAGUACAUUCGGCGUACAGAGUCUUGCAGACACUUUGGAGGCUGCUUUCGGCCCAGAAGGUACAGAUCCAGAAAAGGCUAGUAAGACGCAGCAUGGGGCAAAGAGUUCAAGAUCCGAGUCGCAUAGCUCUUCCACAGAUUCAGUCACACCGCCAGACAAAUCCAGGAUAAACUCGGUACGGAAACUUAGGAGGAACUACACCAAAAAUGACACGAUCACUCACUUUAAACUUCCCGCCCCCAGCGUCGACGUUCCUUCUCCACUCCCCACGUCCGCUAUGGGGAGCACACCGAGGUCGGCUUCGAUAACGUCGCUCAAGCUAUCUGACGAGGAGUUUGCCAUGGAUGAUGCUGCGAGCCAGGCCGUUGUCUCAAGUGGAGAGGAGGAAGAGCAGGUAGAGGUACAGCAGGAUAUGGCGAGCUUCCCACAGCUGGUCAUGCCUGAGAUGCAGAUGCCAACCAGGAGGCCUUUCACUACCAGAGGCAAGGCUAUGGGAAAGCUGAGAGUCAUGGUGGCGGGCGAAACAGGUGUCGGCAAAUCGUCCCUUAUUCGAUCCAUCGUCCAGGCCUGCGAAGACAUCGUACACGUAGAUCCUCUAUCGCCCUCGCAGCCAAGCGCACCCCUACGCCCGACCAAGUCGAAGUCUCGCACAAAGAAAGCCGAGCAUGCGGUCACAACACGGGUGACUGAGAUACAUGCGAGCACGAAGCCUUACCCUCAUUGGUGGACUGAUACCGAAGAGAGCGGCAUUCUGCGGAGAAGAAAGAGCAGUAUGGAUACAGUCUUGGAGAGAAACAUUUGUUUUGUAGACACCCCUGGCUACUCACAGGGCUCUGCAGAGAAGGAUAUGAGCAUGGUGAUAGACUACGUCGAGUCGCUGCUAUACCAGACCUCAUCAGUGACAACGUUGGAUGACAAUGACGUGCUUGGGGUGGUCAGUGGUAGUGGAGGCGUCCUAGUUGACGUUGUCAUAUACCUACUUCCACCAAAUCGGGACAUCACGAAAGAUGUCGAGUACAUGCAACGGCUAUCGCACUUUACCAACGUCGUACCUGUCAUCGCCAAAUCAGAUACACUUUCAGCGCAAGAAGUGGUAGCUCUGAAGACGUCGAUUCUUGCGCGGCUGCAAACCACUGCUCUCAGACCCUUCUUUUUCGGCAAAGCUAUGGACGAUGCACUACUCGCCGUACAAGGCCUUCCAGUCGCCAGGACUUCGGCUUCAGGAGCGCCGAGUGAGGCAGCUGAAUACCCCUUCACUACACCAACCUACCCUUACGCCGUCUCUUCGACGUCUGGUCCAGACCACGAUAACAUGGAUGCAUCCUUGCUCAUGUCGCCCGACUACGUGCAGCCUCUUCUUCCUUCUGAACUCGCUACACUAGUAAACCAGGUAUUCGAUCCUGAUUCUAUUGCGUGGCUUCGGCAUUCAGCGGCAAAGAAGUUCCUCGCAUGGCGGCGCACGAUAAAGUUACCUGGUGACUCUGUAAUGCUGCAAAGUCUAGCUCAACCACGUAGCCCGACAACGGCUUCGGUCGGACUAAAUGGAGCCAACCUGAACUCAUCGGCAGCAUCCUCAGUCUUCUCCGCUGCAUCACCAUCGGGUGUCCUGGUACCCGGAUCAGGAUCACCCUUCUACCCAUCGAACCUACAAUCCCCACUCCUCGCCUCCUCUCCCUCCCUAGCCAACUCCGAAUCCCUCGAGCCACUUGGAAACUUCUCACUAGCAAGAUACAACACUGCGCAAGGCGAGCAGCGCCUCAGCGAAGUACGGAUAGCAAGAUGGGCAACGGAUCUGCAGCGCAGCCGACGAAACGAAAGAGAACGGUUCGAGGAACUCCAGAGUAACGACAGGGCGAAGUGGUUGCUCGAGCGCGUCGGCGAAGAGGUAUCGAAGGGCACGAUCGUCGCAUCGCCCGGCGAGUUACCGAGAGCUGAAUGGGCGCUCGUCAGACGCGAUAGCGACGAGAAGAAAACUGUCAAGGUCAGUCAACGCUAUGCCAAAGCUGUUGGGCUGGACUCGCGAGAUCCGCUCGGCCUGUGCAACUUCGGCGACGAGUUAAGGCGACAGAGCUUCGUGCUUGUCAAGGUGCUCGGCGGUAUGAGUGUGUUGGGUGCUGUCGUCGUGGCUGUCGUUAGGGCGUGCGGCAUUGAGACUGGGCUGCCUCAGCUUGGUUGGUGGGAGUGGAUUACCAACUCGGAGUAG
This is a messenger RNA of Alternaria ventricosa, 2277 nucleotides long. RefSeq lists its product as uncharacterized. Gene Ontology annotation, molecular function: molecular adaptor activity; GTPase activity; GTP binding. NCBI's taxonomy places the organism in Eukaryota, Fungi, Ascomycota, Dothideomycetes, Pleosporales, Pleosporaceae. Bases 1 to 2277 code for a protein of 758 amino acids. Gene Ontology annotation, biological process: cytoskeleton-dependent cytokinesis. Gene Ontology annotation, cellular component: septin ring; cell division site; septin complex. The record is from RefSeq and is a predicted model, not a curated record. The transcript has 4 exons.